Messenger RNA from Acaulospora colombiana, 133 nucleotides. The record is from the annotation of a GenBank genome assembly. NCBI's taxonomy places the organism in Eukaryota, Fungi, Glomeromycota, Glomeromycetes, Diversisporales, Acaulosporaceae.
AUGGGUUCACACAAUUUUAAAGUUUCAGAUCUUGGCGAUGAACUUAUUAAUUAUCAAGAACCGGAAGGAGACAGAAAUUUUGUUCCAGAAUGGGAAUAUACUUCUCCGUCAUCCGAUAAAGCAGAAACCGGAG